Zasmidium cellare ATCC 36951 is the source of this 1548-nucleotide messenger RNA. RefSeq lists its product as uncharacterized. Gene Ontology annotation, molecular function: carbohydrate:proton symporter activity. Bases 1 to 1548 code for a protein of 515 amino acids. Gene Ontology annotation, cellular component: membrane. The transcript has 5 exons. Lineage: Eukaryota; Fungi; Ascomycota; Dothideomycetes; Mycosphaerellales; Mycosphaerellaceae. Gene Ontology annotation, biological process: transmembrane transport; carbohydrate transport. The record is from RefSeq and is a predicted model, not a curated record.
AUGCAGAAGUAUUGGGGUCUUCGUGGUUCACGGGUUACUUGGGCAGCUCUAGUACUCAUCGUCGGUCCAGCGUAUACCUGCUUUGGUUACAACCAGAGCGUUGCGGGCAAUGUCUUGACGCUUCCAGCUUUUGUCAGCGUCUUCCCACAGAUCGAUACAGUGAACACGACAGGAGCUCAGGAGCAGCAUAAUAGUACGAUCCAAGGCUUGGUCAUCGCACUCUUCGUUCUAGGCGCUGGUAUUGGCGCUCUCACAUGCAUGAAAGUAGGAGAUUGGCUUGGGCGCCGAAUGACCAUAUUCUGUGCAGCGAUUAUUGCUAUCGUCGGAGUUAUCUUGAUGGCCUCGUCAUUUUCACUUGCGCAACUCAUCGUUGCACGGCUGGUCCUGGGAUUCGGCUCUGGGGGAUAUUCAGCAACGAUCCCAGUCUGGCAAAGCGAGAUUUCCGGAGCCCAGCAUCGAGGCGCAUUCGUGAACUGGGAGGGAAUAUUCCUCGGACUGGGCAUUGUUCUGGCGGAGUUGCUUGACUUUGCUUUCUUUUUCGUUAAAGGCAGUAGCGUCAGCUGGCGGUUUCCCUUUGCCAUACAAAUUCUCCUACUGCUAGCAGUCAUGGCUUUCAUCUUUACACUGCCUGAAUCGCCAAGAUGGCUGGUCAAGAAGGGCAAACACGAGGCCGCGAGCGAAGCACUUGCUGUGUUGAACGAUCUGCCAGCAGGAGACAAGGCUGUCCAGGACGACAUCGCUAAGAUACAACAAUCACUUGACGGCAACGGCGCGAGGUCUGGAAAGGUGAGGAAUCUGAUGCGAAUGGGAGAUCAACGUUUCUUCAACCGAGCAAUGAUUGCCAUCUUGGGCCAAUUGUUCCAGCAAAUGUGCGGCACUAGCAUCACUGUAGCCUACGCCACGAGUAUCUUCGAGGAACGCUUGGGCUUCGACGCCGUCAGGUCCCGUGGCCUCGCUAUCAGUCUGUCGAGCCUGUUCAUAUUUGGCGGCGCAGCCACCGUCUUGACAGUGGAUCGUUUCGGGAGAAGAACUCUCAUGCUGCUCAGCGCCAUUGUCAUGACCAUCUGCAUGGCUGCCUUAGCAGGCACGACUUCAAUCCCGGCCAACAAGAGCGCCAUCUACGCCGCCACUUUCUUCAUAUUCCUGUACGUUCCGUUCUUCGCUCUCGGCUUUCUCAGCAAUACGAACCUAUAUGCAACCGAAGUCGCACCCUUGGAAUACCGAGCCGCGAUCGCUGGCGUUUCGACGGCUACCUCGUGGUUGUCGAACUUCGUUGUCAAUCUUGUCACUCCCAUAGGGUUUGACAACAUUGGCUAUCGGUACUGGAUCGUCUACGCUGCAAUAAACGCGGUGAUUGUUCCGACUAUAUACUUCACAUUUCCUGAGACGGCUACUUUGAGCCUAGAGGAAAUGGAUGAAGUCUUCCGGCGGUCGAAGAACAUGUUGGACCCCCCAAAGAUUGCGAAGACCAUGAUUAGGGAGAGGACGAAUGGUCAUAGUGAAGAUACGGUAGCGGAUAUGCAUGAGCAUGGAAGCAUGAAGGCUUGA